Messenger RNA from Elgaria multicarinata webbii, 2337 nucleotides. RefSeq names its product mothers against decapentaplegic homolog 4-like. Gene Ontology annotation, biological process: anatomical structure morphogenesis; SMAD protein signal transduction; cell differentiation. The transcript has 12 exons. Gene Ontology annotation, molecular function: I-SMAD binding; DNA-binding transcription factor activity, RNA polymerase II-specific; RNA polymerase II cis-regulatory region sequence-specific DNA binding. The coding region runs from base 124 to 1824 and encodes 566 amino acids. The record is from RefSeq and is a predicted model, not a curated record. Gene Ontology annotation, cellular component: heteromeric SMAD protein complex. NCBI's taxonomy places the organism in Eukaryota, Metazoa, Chordata, Lepidosauria, Squamata, Anguidae.
ACCUUAAGGAGGCGAUGCGUGCUCCACCGUGUUAAGGAGAGCAUGUGCGCGCACACACCCCGUCGCCACCGUCUCCGCACCCCAAAGAGGGAAGGCCGGUAGCAGGGAAGUCCGGCUCUCGCCAUGUCCCUGAACCAGCCCAGCAGCAGCGACGCCUGCCUGAGCAUUGUCCACAGCCUGAUGUGCCACCGGCAGGGCGGCGAGAAUGAGUCGUUCGCCAAACGGGCCAUCGAGAGCUUGGUGAAGAAGCUGAAGGAGAAGAAGGACGAGUUGGACUCGCUCAUCACGGCCAUCACCACCAACGGCGCCCAUCCCAGCAAAUGCGUCACUAUUCAGCGGACCCUCGAUGGCCGCCUGCAGGUGGCCGGGCGCAAAGGUUUCCCGCACGUCAUCUACGCCCGCCUCUGGCGCUGGCCCGACCUGCACAAGAAUGAACUCAAGCACGUCAAGUUCUGUCAGUUUGCCUUCGACCUCAAAUACGACAGCGUCUGCGUCAACCCCUACCACUACGAGCGGGUAGUGUCGCCGGGCAUCGGCCUGAAUAUUCAGAAUACAGCGCCUCCCACCCGGCUCGUGAAAGAGGAAUUCGUUCCGGACUGCAUCCAGAUGGAGCUCCCGGCUCCUCCGCCAGCUGACCGCCCGGGGCCGGUGAUCAAGGCCAACCAUCCCCCGGCAGAGCCGUAUCAACCGAUCUCGCCCCUGCAGCUACCGGAGCCGUCGCACCCGUCAGCCGGCAUCUAUCCUGCACUGCCCUUAUCUCCCCCAGGCCCUCCUGGGGGGGCCCUACUCCCCCUCCUGCACGGCGAGGGUCUCCUUCAGAUCUCCAGUCCCUCUCACCCCCCGACCCCUUCCCCGGCUCCCCCGGGGCCCCAGCAAAAUGGCUGCACCCCCAAACUUCCCUAUCCAAAUCCGGCAAGCAGCUGGCCGGGGAGCAACAAUGCCACGAGCUACGGCCCUGGUGGAAGGGGGCAGCAGCAACCCACCCCUCCCCCCCUCCCCACCCCCCAGCAGCAACAGAACGGGCGGAGUCACCCGCAGCCUCCUCUCCAUCACCCAAACCAUUAUUGGCCUGCUCACCACAGCUCGCCUCCCUACCAGCAGCCGGUCUCCAGCCACCCCGGCCCAGAGUUCUGGUGCUCGAUCGCCUACUUCGAGAUGGACGUGCAGGUGGGCGAGAUCUUCAAGGUCCCCGCCAGCUGCUCCGUGGUCACCGUGGACGGCUACGUGGAUCCUUCCGGAGGUGACCGCUUCUGCCUGGGGCAGCUGUCCAACGUGCACCGUACCGAUGCCAGCGAGCGGGCCAGGUUGCACAUCGGGAAAGGGGUGGAGCUGCAGUGCCGAGGCGAAGGGGAUGUGUGGAUGCGAUGCCUGAGCGACCAUGCUGUCUUCGUGCAGAGCUACUACCUGGACCGGGAGGCCGGACGCGCUCCAGGGGAUGCUGUGCAUAAGAUCUACCCUGGCGCUUAUAUCAAGGUUUUUGACCUGCGCCAAUGCCACCGUCAGAUGCACCAGCAAGCGGCCACGGCACAGGCAGCAGCUGCGGCGCAGGCAGCAGCAGUGUCGGGGAACAUCCCCGGGCCUGGCUCGGUGGGAGGCAUUGCUCCAGCUGUUGGCCUCUCGGCGGCAGCCGGCAUUGGCGUCGAUGACCUCCGGCGGCUCUGCAUCCUCCGGCUCAGCUUUGUCAAGGGCUGGGGGCCGGACUACCCCCGCCAGAGCAUCAAGCACACCCCCUGCUGGAUCGAAGUGCACUUGCACCGGGCCCUCCAGCUGCUGGACGAGGUCCUCCACACCAUGCCCCUGGCCGACCCGGGCCCCGUCAACUAGGCCUUCCUCGACGGGGAUGCGCGGGAGACGUCGGUUCCCAUCAUCCAGCAGGCUUUGUGGCUGUGGCAUCGCGGCGGGGGGCCAUGCUGCGAUGCGGACGUUGAUCCCCCCCCCCCAGCCAAUAAACGGGCUGGGGAGGGUAAGGAUGGAUUCCUGGAGUCGCCGAAGGGACCAAGACUGGAAUUGGCCAUUGGCUCCAGCCCUUUGAGGUCGUCCCGGGACCCACUCUAUCCCAGCACCAGCGGCGGAAUGAACGGUUUUAGAAGAGGGCCGGGUUUUUUUAACUACCUUUCCGUGUUGCUCCUGCAAUCCACGUGCAGGUGUGCUAAGCGGCUGAGAUGGCUGGUGGGGAACGUCGCACACGUCAACGCGCCCAGCCUCAUCCGAAAACCCUCGUCCUGAGCGACUGGCUUAGAUCUCUUCUUCCGCUUUCACUCCAGACCCCAAAGCUAGGACAGCAACGUUUCAUCCAGUGCUGGCUGCAGGUUUUGGGGAGGCCCUAGCGCAAGACGC